AUGAUUCUCGAAUUUCUCGUCUCAACAAUUUUCAUAUUCGCCUUACUAUUCAAUAUGUAUCUCUCCAUAGUUAUUAUGGUAUAUGGUGACAAGACAAGAAUCCCAACCGUCUAUAUUUAUAAUUUACUUAUGGCCAAUUCGUUGGAUAUCAUUAUGUUAUUCAUUGGAUUCUUAUUGCCAAUGCUAUGGGAUGAUGACUUCUACUACGAAUUUCGAUCAAUUACUGGCCCCGUUUUCACAUUGAUUUGCUCAUUCUCCUACGAGCAUCCCCACUAUUUAUCCUUGCUCAUGGUGAUCCAAAGAAUCUGCAGUGUUUAUAGUCCGAUGACAAAGUUGUUCAACGACGAAUCGCUUUGGAUUUAUUGCGCAAUAAUUGCAAUCCUCUCGUUGAUAUCACUUAUCAUUCCAUUCUUCUCCGAAUGCCAAAUCAAUAUGAAUCAAAGAUUGCUCACAUUUGAGUCAGCGUGUGCUCCAAAUCGUCAUACGAUAACUCUGAUUCAAAAUCGAUACCUUCUCGUGAUCCCAUUCGUCUCAAUGAUACUUAAUAUUGGUUUAGUUUUAUAUCUAGCGGUGAAGCGAGGAUAUCUCAUGCAAAAUUCUAAUCGAUCGCAAAGCACAUCAACGGUGAGCGUUAUCAAUGGUCCACACUUGAUGUUCUCAAAAAAAGCGCGAAAUCUCGAGCGAACCCUGAUGCUUCAAUCAAUUUCCACAACGACAUUCAUUUUGAUCUACGAGGUUUCCGCGCAAAUCAUUGCUCUAUUUCCGCACAUUUAUUCAGAAUUCUCCUACACUACCAAAUUCUACAUAUUCUAUAUUCGAAUAUCAUGCUCAUGCCUUCUCAAUUUCCUUGUUUACGGCAUCGCGACGAGCUCAACUCGGCGAUUGCUUGUGAGCAACUUCAAGCAAGUCUUCAUUGUUCAACCCGACGCAAGAUCUGCUCAUUCGACAUUUCCGAAGAGAUCGACAUUGAACCUAUGA
Messenger RNA from Caenorhabditis bovis, 978 nucleotides. NCBI's taxonomy places the organism in Eukaryota, Metazoa, Nematoda, Chromadorea, Rhabditida, Rhabditidae. The record is from the annotation of a GenBank genome assembly.